AUGCCUGAAGGAACUUGGAUUCUGGGUGAUCUCUUCACAAAGGAGUACGGUCACCGCGGCAGCAUCCAGAAACUAUGGGAACAACGUUGGAAAUUUCCCUGCACCAAAGGUGUCUAUCCAUUCCACGACGGAAAGUUUGAAGAUUUUGAGCCCAUUUUCAAGCACCUCAUCGACAACAACAUCAACGAUCCUUAUGAAGAUGCAUACACCAACGCCUUUCUACCCACCGCCCAAAGACUAGCCCAAGAAGCCCAAGACAUGGAAACCAAAGACAAAGAAUCCGCGAAAAAGUUAUACCUCAAUGCAAACGCCGUCUACAGACUCUCGCGCUUCCCCUACAUCGGCACCGACCUUAAAAAACGCGUCUUCGAAGAGCAAAAAAAAGUCUACCUCCGCGGCACCCAACUCUGGGACGAACCCAUGCACGACAUCCUUAUCCCGCACACGCACGCCUCCAACGGCGACGGACCCUCGAUCCCCAUUUACGUCCGCAAACCCUCCGGCGACGGCCCCUUCCCCACCAUCCUCCUCAUAACCGGACUCGACGGCCACCGCCCCGACAACACCGAACGCACACAAGAACACCUAAACCGCGGCUGGGCCACCGUCCUGUGCGACAUCCCCGGCACAACCGUCGAUUGCCCCGCCAACAGACGCGACCCUUUAUCCCCUGACCGCCUCUUUAGCAGUAUCCUGGAUUGGAUCGACGCAACCCCUUAUCUCGAUGCUGCAAAAGUUAUGGCGUGGGGACUAAGUGCGGGUGGUUACUAUGCCAUCAGGCUUGCGCAUACGCAUCGUACGAGGUUGGUGGGCAGCGUGGGACAUGGCGCUGGAACACAUCAUUAUAUCGGUCGCGAGUGGCUGGCGCAAGUGGAGAAGCAUGAGUACCCUUUUGGUCUCGAAGAGGCGUAUCGUCAGAAAUACGGGUAUGACUCGUUUGAGGAGGUUAUGGAGAAGUGUCAGGAUGAGUUUAGUCUGGUGAGUGGCAAGGGGGAGGGUGUGGCGGUUGUGGGGGCUGGGAUGAGCAGUUGUAGGUUGUUGCUGGUGAAUGGGGUGCUUGAUGGGUGUAUGCCGGUCGAGGAUAGUAUGUUGCUGGCCGAGUAUGGGAGUCCAAAGGAAAUGAGAUUUUUAAGGGAGAGGCUGCAUAUGGGGUAUCCCGAGGCGAAUGCUACGGUUUAUCCGUGGAUGGAGGGGGUUAUGGGGGGUUAG
This is a messenger RNA of Bipolaris victoriae FI3, 1209 nucleotides long. RefSeq lists its product as hypothetical. The transcript has a single exon. NCBI's taxonomy places the organism in Eukaryota, Fungi, Ascomycota, Dothideomycetes, Pleosporales, Pleosporaceae. The record is from RefSeq and is a predicted model, not a curated record. The coding region runs from base 1 to 1209 and encodes 402 amino acids.